Pistacia vera is the source of this 1656-nucleotide messenger RNA. Its product is annotated as transcription initiation factor TFIID subunit 15. Bases 193 to 1374 code for a protein of 393 amino acids. The transcript is spliced from 8 exons. The record is from RefSeq and is a predicted model, not a curated record. Gene Ontology annotation, molecular function: RNA binding. Lineage: Eukaryota; Viridiplantae; Streptophyta; Magnoliopsida; Sapindales; Anacardiaceae.
AGGCCUGUGGAAUUGGACCUUUUGAUUUGAAAUCCGUCUUCAAAGAAGAAUCAGCAAAUCGGAGACUAGUAGUGGCGGCUUUCUUUAUUCACUGCAUUCUCUUCUUCAUCUUCGUUUCAUCUCAUCUCGUCUGCAACCGAGCCUGUAGCUAGUUCUGUUAGUGUGAAUAUCAAUUGAUGAGAUUGGGUCUCAAUGACAAGUUUGUCAGCGAAAGCAGCCUUUACAAAUGGGUCUGUCUAUGUCUGUAAUUUGCCUCAGGGGACUGAUGAAAACAUGUUGGCUGAAUAUUUUGGCACUAUUGGGUUGCUAAAGAAAGACAAGCGUACGGGUCGACCAAAGAUAUGGUUAUACCGAGAUAAAGCAACAAAUGAACCAAAAGGAGAUGCUACAGUUACAUAUGAGGAUCCACAUGCUGCAUUGGCUGCUGUUGAAUGGUUCAACAAUAAGGAUUUUCAUGGCAAUAUAAUUGGAGUUUUCAUUGCUGAGUCUAAGGGCAAAGAUGAAAAUGCCUAUAACUCGGUUGCAGAUCCAACUGUUGGUGAGGAUUAUGGUGGAUUAGAGGAAAAUUCUAGGGAUAUGGAUGCGAUUGCUGGACGAGGUAGAGGUCGGGCUGAUGCUUCAGGGAAAGCAUGGCAACAGGAGGGAGACUGGAUGUGUCCGAAUACAAGCUGUUCCAACAUAAAUUUUGCAUUUCGUGGUGUGUGCAAUCGUUGUGGAACUGCUCGACCUGCUGGGGUAUCUGGUGGUGGCACAAGGACUGGUGGUCGUGGGAGAGGUCGUGGUGGCGUUGAGUCAGGGAGCCAUGGCCGGCAAAUUGGUGCUUCUACAGGACUUUUUGGUCCAAAUGAUUGGCCUUGCCCUAUGUGUGGCAAUAUCAACUGGGCAAAGCGAACAAAAUGCAAUAUUUGUAACACCAAUAAACCUGGUCAUAACGAGGGUGGUGUGAGAGGAGGUCGCGGUGGUGGUUACAAAGAACUUGAUGAAGAAGAAUUGGAGGAAACCAAGCGACGUCGGCGGGAGGCUGAAGAUGAUGGUGAGUUGUAUGAUGAGUUUGGCAAUCUGAAGAAAAAGUUCCGUGCCAAAACACAACAAGCUGAAGCUGGACGGGUGCUUCCAGGUGCUGGACGUGCUGGAUGGGAUGUUGAGGAACUAGGCGUGGUUGAUAGAGAUGGGAGAGAGAGAAGCAGAGAUAGGGGAAGGGAAAGGGAAAGGGAAAGGGAUGAUAGGCAAAGCAGCAAGAGUAGGGAUCGUGAUGAUUGGGAGAGGCGUCGAAGCAGAGAGAGGGAUCGAGGUAGAGAUAAAGAGCGGCAUUAUGAUCAUGAUCGAGACAGAGAAUAUGGACGAGACAGGGACCGAAUCAGGUAUCGUCAUUGAGGUUGGAAGGAAUACCUGGGGGUUCUGUAGUGUUGUCUUAUUGGAUAGGAGUGGCAAAAUUUUAUAUGUUGGAAAGAUAGCAUAAGAACAUUAGAUUUGAGAUGAGUUGGCAUCUUAAGCAAGUUGAAUUCUGGGAUUAUAUUCAGUUGUUCUUAAUGGUAUAUUUCUUAAUAUUGCGAUCUGCACUGUAUUUUAAAUUUUCUUGGAACCUUGUACUGCUUGGAUGAAUUGGGGAGGUCAGAACAUGGAUUGGAACAAUUUUAAAAUUUCUUGGGAUUGUCU